GUGCAGAGAGAAGUCUGAGGGCGGAUGAUUCGACGGAGCGGAAGUCUUCAACGGUCGAUUUGUCCAGUGCGGAAGUCUUCGACGGAGCGCAGAGAGAAAUAGAGGCCAGACCAGACGACGGAGGAACGGAGCGACGGAGCUGAGGAGCGGCAGAGACGAAGAUGAAGGUGUUGCCAUGGGAUGGCGUUUGAAAUCGCCGGAUAGCGUUGAAGAUGGUUCUCGAUGCGGGGAAGAAGGUCUCGAUGAAGGUGUCCCAGUGAAAAUGAUGAAUGUUAGAGGCCUUGCAGACUUGAAGAAGAAGAAACCCUCCAAGGGCCCGAGGGGGACGGACGCCGGUGUCCCAAAACCCGCCGGUGACUUCUUCAAAAAACCGGAGGGGCCGUCGGCGGGCCCAAGCGCUGAUGCUGCUGCUGCCGCCAAAAGGAAGGGCUCGGGCAGAGAUCCCGAGGGCAAGAAGCCCAAGACCGGGGAUACCGGGAAGAAAUCCCCCCCGGUGAUCAUUGUUGAUGAAGGCCCUGCCCCCGGGCCAGAUGAGGACAUGCAGGUGGGGAAGGUGCCGUCGGGAGUUCAGGGGCCAUCUUCCGAGGUCCUCAUGGUUUCCCUCCCGGCUGGUACGGCCGUGAUGAAUGGUACCGCCGACCCGAGGGCGCUUCUGCGAGGCAUCACCCUCGAGAUUGACAGGGUUGCCCUCGGGGCUGAUGAAGACGAAGCCCUCGAGGACAGGAUCCUCCGGUCCUCCCUUACAACCUGCAUUGCCCUCGGGGAGCAAGCCCGGCGGCUAGAGGAGUGGCGCCUUCGCAAGGCCGAGCAGGAGGCCAAGAUGCGGGAGCUCAUCCGCCAGAAUGCAGACGCUGUGCGGCAGAUGGCCAUGCUGGAGGAGAGCCUUCGGCAGAUGACCCUGCGAGCGGAGGCCGCGGAUCGGGGUAGGGCAGAAGCCGAGAGGUCCGCAGCUGAGGCCUUGGAGAAGGCUGCCAAGGAAGCCGAGGCCGCGAAGGUUGAAGCCGUCGAGAGAGCCCGGGAGGACGCAAUCUCGGGGUUCUUGGCAGGGGGAUGGCGGUCCGAGGAGCACAAGCAAUGGCUGUCCUCGGUCGUCGAGUCCUCGGUCGACGAGUGGUGCGAUGGGCCUGGCGUGGAGUGGGUUUCCCGAAAGGGUAAACAAUACUACGAUGGGGGCGAGUUCUUCACUCAAGCCCUCAUCUAUCGGAGGAUGGCUCGCCACUUGAAGAUCGAGCCAAAGGACUUUGACCCGGCAGCAUACGGGCUCCCCCCCCCUGCAGCCAGACAUCCGCGUUCCUCUUCCCCCCGAUGUCGAGAGGCCAGACCUAGAGGACUCUGAGCUCAUGAAGGAAGCCGAGGGCGACGAACCUGAGGCCGACGCAGAAGUGACCUCGAAGCCAUCGGGGGAGGCGGCCCCCGGGAGUAACAUGAUUUGAUAUGUACUUUUUAUCACGUAAACAUACAUUUGUAAUGAUGACAUUAUUUAUCCCUCG
This is a messenger RNA of Cuscuta europaea, 1490 nucleotides long. The record is from the annotation of a GenBank genome assembly. NCBI's taxonomy places the organism in Eukaryota, Viridiplantae, Streptophyta, Magnoliopsida, Solanales, Convolvulaceae.